AUGGCAGACGCCCAAGUCAAUGGAGAGCAAACGCUGGACGCAGGCCGUCUGCGCCAGGUUGCCCUCUCCAGCUCCACCAAGAGGCGCUCUGCUGAGCUGCUCUCGCUGCACGACAAGAUUGUGACCAAAGAAUAUCCUCUCGAGCAAUUACCCAACCUUCUCAAUCUCCUCUUCGACACAUACCCUCUAUACAUCGACACCCAGUCGCGACAAGCCGUGGAAUUGUGCCUGGUCGCCGUCUUCUCUACACCCGACACCGAGUCCCACGUCUCUAGCUUCAUCGCCGCUGUCGAGAAUGAGACCAACAAGACCAGUCUGGCUCCUGCCAACGCCUUCGUCUUGAUCCGCUGGUGUGCUCUGUUCCUCCAACAAUUCGCUCUUCAAAAGUCUCUCUGGGAUGCAUGGGGCCUCAAGAUAGUUCAGGCUCUGCUUCGCGCUGUAUACACCUUCGAGAGCUCCAAUCCCCGUCACAGUACCCACCAAACCGUCCUGCGCGUUACUCGCCGUGGUUUCAGAAAGCUCUUCAGCUCCGAUUUUGGCGACGAUGCCUUGAACCAGUCGAUUACUGCCCUCACCACAAAGGCCGCCACACCCACCCCUCAGAACGCCCUGGUCCUUGGAAUAAUCGCAGGAGUCAGUGCUCGUCUGCCCAAGCGUAGCGCCACAUUCGAGACCAGAAAGCCUGAUUACAAUGCUUUCUAUCUGCGCGAGUUCAUUGGAUCACGAACCGUUCUUCCUCCAUUCCUUGCAAACUCUCUGGUCGAUUACUUCAACUCAUUCAUUAACUUGGAGGACCUGAAGAAGGAGAUCAUCCCCGCUAUAGAGAAGGCACUCCUGAGAGCUCCUGAGAUUGUCUUGAACGACCUUGUUACUCCCAUGAUCGAAGCCUUGCCCAAGGAUCUGGACCUUUCCGAAAUCCUUUCCAACAACCUCCUGAAGCCUCUUGUCUCGAGCGCAAAGUCCAGCAAUGCUACUAUCCGCGCAGGUGCUUUGAGAACUUUCGCCGCUGCUGCCCACCGUUCGCACGACGACAAAUUUGUGGACAAAGUUUUGGCUGAGGUUCUGACUCCCUUGAAGACUGGCAAAGUGCCUUCAGCCGACCAGAAGAUUAUGUUCGCGCAGAUGCUUGCCGCAUUGAACGGCUCAGAAGCUCUAGCUGCCUCUAUCCCUCAAGGUCUCGCACCAGUCGCAGCGAAGGAACCGAACGAAGCAGCCGCGAGUGCUGAAAUUGCUGCCCUCUCCAAGCACCUGAAGUUUGGUCUCGAGAAGGGUGUUACAGUAAAUGCUGCAACAACUGAUGCUUAUGUCAAGGGUGUCGCCGAAAAGCGACUUCCAUUCAGGAAAUUGUGGACCUUGAGCAUUGCCGAGAUCGUUUGGUCGCUUGAGGGAGACGUGUCGAAGCAGCCCGAAGUUGCAGCAUUGGUUGAUGCAGUAAUUGGCAAGAUGAUCGAUUCGUUCAACGAAGUGGUUACCAACCCUGUUUCUGCUACUCAAAACGGGCAAGUCACUCUUGCUUGCGCUGUUACUGCUUUGUCGUUAGCAAAGGUCCCCCAGCUUGCGGAACUGAAGAAUGCAUCCGUUUUGAAGAAAGCUUGCCUCCUGGAUCGUGCGAUCGCCCUCGAACCAAAGCCUUCCUUCCUCCUCAAUUCUCGUGUAUAUACCAAACUUACCUCCCACGAAGAUCUGGUUUGGUUGACGAGGGCACUCGCUGCGACCAGCCCCGGUAUUGCCUCAUCAAGCCCUGCAAUCCAAGACGCCUGGGCUCAGACUUUCAUUUACCUUAUCGUGGCCUCGGGCUUGCCAGCAACAGCCCGCUCCGAGACCGUCACUUCUCUUCGUACAGCUUACUUGGCUCAGCCUGAGGCGGUCGGAAGAAUCAUUACUGAGGCUCUGUCUCAUUGGUCCGCAGAUGUCGAACUAGAGACCAAGGAGAGCGCCGCUCUGCUUGCCAAGACUGGCAGACAAGAACUUCACAAGGUAAUUCGGUGCAUCUGCCUGACUGAAGAAGAAGUUGCCACAGGCCAAGCCACCAUCGAGCAGAGUGUUCUGGACCAGCAGUUGAUCAAUCUUCUGGUCUUGUGCCGCCCGGAAUUGAUGCCAAGAUCUUCGUGGAUCGAGGCUUGUCUCAGAACAGGCACCGACCCCGGUGAGCUUGUGAAGAGAAACACUUCAGAGUGCAUGGAGCAAAUUGUUCAUGUGUCUGAAGACAAACUACUCUCUACUAUCCCUGCAUUCCAACUUGCUGCUUUCCAAGCGACCGCAGACUUGGUGUUCGUGGCUCCCGAAGAAUUGACACCUAUCGUCCUAGAUCAAAUUUGUAACGAUCUGGACCCUAAACUGCUCCAGGAUGUUGGCCCUACCGAGGCUGCCAUCUUCCGCACACCUGAGGGUACCGCUUUCAUCGAUGUUCUUGCCAAGCAAACCCAAGCACAGGCCCCAAGCAAGAACAGCAAAGACUACGAUACCUACAAGUGGGAGCAAGAGCUCAGAGACCAACUCGCCCAGAAGAAGGGUACUACCAAGAAGCUGACUGCUGAUGAGCAAGCCAAGGUCAAUGCCCAGCUUGCAAAGGAGACUGAAGUUCGUGGUAAUGUCACAUCGGUAGUAGCCAAGUUGAGAAGAGGUAUUGGUAUGGUCACUGGUCUCGUCACAGGCCCACCAACCGAGGCAGCCAACUGGUUCACUGUAACCACAGCACGCCUUUUCGAGGUGAUCAACGCCGGAGCAGGCCUUGUCCUGGGCGAUGCUGCUGUUCUCGCUUAUCUCGAGUGUGCUCAAAAGACAUCAUCUCGUCUGGGCCCCAUGCGCUCAUUCGUUGGUGUUGCAGCUUUAAGAGCUGCUGGUCUGACAACCCUACCUGAGUCCAUGCAGGAGGAACCCUUGGGUGACUUGAUCACUCGUGUGCUUUAUCGUCUACGCUUCUUGGGCGAGCAGCGACCUCUUGACGCCGUCACAUUGAGCUACUGCCUUCCCCUCGCGUUCUUGGUCUUGGAACAGGGCGGUGUUGGUAAGUCUGAGGAAGAGGAGGCCCAAGAACAAAUCAUUCUUGCCGCCGAGUUCCUUAGCUUCCACGCUGAGACCUGUAGCGAGCCUCGCUUGGCCCGCAAGGAGGUUCUUUCUGUCUUGAUCUCCUCGCUUCAAGCUUACCAACAACACUUCCGUCUCUUCAAGGACUGUUUCUCCGAUGUCUGCAGAAGCGUUGCUCCCAAUGCUACCGAAGCCGAGACCGAUGUGGUUGUCAAGGCCACUAUCGUGCCUGAGGCUUCCGUACGUGAGGUAGCUCUGCAAGUCAUUAGUGCCGAAUUUGAGCUUUCUGGCAAAGACUUCUAUGAUGAGAUCUUCCUCGCGACACAUGAUGAUGUUGAGGAGAACGUCGAGUUGGCACACGAGAUCUGGGUUGAGAACGAGCUCAAGACAUCGCCCGACUCAGCCGAUACCAUCGUCAAAUAUCUGACUUCGCACGACAUUCAGCUUCGCCGUGCUGCUGCACGAUCAUUGGCAGCACUCGUGCAGGAGCAUUCGAGCAUCUCCGACAAUGUUAUCUCUCGCCUACAAGACACCUACAGGGAGGAUGCGAAGCCGAGAGCACCUCAGCGUGACAAGUACGGCAUGCCUAUCAAGAUGGAUCUUUCCGACCCUUGGCAAUCCAGGCAGGGUAUUGCCCUUGCUUUCAACCAACUUACCCCAACCUACACUAGUGAACAACUCGUACCUCUAAUGCAGUUCAUGGUCGCAGAUGGCGCUCUGGGAGAUAAGAACGUCACCGUUCGCGAUUCCAUGCUCGAUGCAGCUACUGCCAUCAUCGCCGCCAAGGGCAACCUGCAAGUCGAGACUCUCAUGAAACUUUUCGAGACCACGCUCGAAGGUGGCUCUGGAUCUUCAACUCAAGAUGCAGUAAACGAGGCCGUCGUUAUUUUGUAUGGUGCUCUCGCCCGUCACUUGAAAGCUGGUGACAGCAGAGUGCCCAAAGUCGUACAACGUCUCUUGACGACUCUCAACACUCCAUCAGAGUCCGUGCAGUACGCUGUCGCUCAAUGUCUUCCUCCUUUGGUUCAGGCUUCCAGCAAAGAAGCAGGACAAUACGUCCAGCAGAUGAUGGAUACCAUGCUUACAUCCAAGAAGUAUGCUGUUAAGAGAGGUGCAGCUUAUGGUCUGGCCGGUAUCGUGAAGGGUAGAGGUGUCUCUGCUCUCCGUGAAUUCCGUAUCGUGUCGAACUUGGUAGUCGCCACCGAAGAGAAGAAGGAUCCCUACAAGCGCCAAGGUGCUUUCCUCGCCUACGAACUUUUGUCUCUCAUUUUGGGUCGUGUCUUCGAGCCAUAUAUCAUUCAAAUCGUGCCACAGCUCUUGUCUGGCUUUGGUGAUGCUAUUACUGACGUUCGUGAAGCAUGUCUCGACGCCGCCAAGACAUGUUUCGCCAGCUUGAGCUCCUAUGGUGUCAAGCAAGUUCUCCCUACGCUGCUCGAGGGUCUCGAUGAGCAGCAAUGGAGAAGUAAAAAGGGUGCUUGUGACUCUCUCGGUGCUAUGGCCUACCUGGACCCUGAGCAACUGGCUGUCAGCUUGCCAGAAAUUAUUCCGCCAUUGACUGAGGUUCUGAACGACAGUCACAAGGAAGUCAGAGCAUCUGCCAACCGCAGUUUGCAACGCUUUGGAGAUGUUAUCAGCAACCCUGAGAUCAAGAGUCAGGUCGAUAUUAUCUUGAAGGCUCUGAGUGAUCCUACCAAGUACACCGACGAUGCCCUGGACGCUUUGAUUAAGGUAAACUUCAUCCAUUACCUCGAUGCUCCGUCAUUGGCGCUGGUUGUUCGUGUUCUGGAACGUGGUCUGGGUGACCGCUCUGCAACAAAGAAGAAGGCUUCCCAGAUCAUCGGUAGUUUGGCACACCUUACUGAGCGUAAGGAUCUUAUUACUCAUCUUCCCAUCUUGGUCGCCGGUCUCAGAGUCGCCAUCGUCGAUCCUGUUCCUACCACUCGUGCCACAGCCUCUAAGGCUCUUGGUUCAACAAUCGAAAAGCUUGGUGAGGAUGCUAUGCCGGAUCUUAUUCCCAGUCUUAUGGCCACCCUCAAGUCAGACACUGGUGCUGGCGACAGACUUGGAUCUGCCCAGGCUCUCAGUGAAGUUCUUGCUGGUCUCGGUACCAGUCGCCUCGAAGAGACUCUGCCCACUAUCCUGCAAAACAUCUCGAGCUCCAAGCCUGCAGUCCGCGAGGGCUUCAUGUCAUUGUUCAUCUACCUGCCCGCCUGUUUCGGUAACAGUUUCUCGAACUACCUUUCCAAGAUCAUUCCUCCGAUUUUGUCUGGUCUUGCUGACGACAUUGACACAAUUCGUGAGACCGCUCUGCGUGCCGGAAGAUUGUUGGUCAAGAACUUCGCCACUCGCGCUAUCGACCUGCUGCUUCCUGAGCUCGAACGUGGUCUGGCAGAUGACAGCUACCGCAUUCGUCUCAGUUCCGUUGAACUUGUUGGUGAUCUACUCUUCAACCUCUCUGGUAUUAGUGGAACCGCAGAGCAAGAGGAAGCCGAGGAAGGUGCCAACGAAGCAGGCCAAUCACUUCUCGAGGUUCUUGGAGAAGAGAAGCGCAACAAGGUUCUGUCUGCAUUGUACAUCUGUCGUUGCGAUACUUCUGGUCUUGUCCGCACUGCCUCCAUCAACGUCUGGAAAGCGCUUGUCGCCUCGCCCCGUACCCUUCGCGAGCUUAUCCCCACCCUUACCCAACUUCUCAUUCGCCGUCUUGCAAGUCCCAACAUGGAGCAGAAGGAGAUUGCCGGCAAUGCUUUGGGCGAGCUUAUCAGAAAGGCCGGCGAGGGCGUUCUCUCGACUUUGCUGCCUACUCUCGAAGAGGGCCUCCAGACCACCGAUGUGGAUGCCAAGCAGGGUAUUUGUAUCGCUCUUCGCGAAUUGAUCGCAUCUGCCUCGCCCGACGCCCUCGAGGAUCACGAGAAGACUCUUGUCUCCGUGGUACGUAUCGCUUUGGUCGACAGCGACGAAGAUGUCAGAGAAGCAGCCGCAGAGGCCUUCGACUCUUUGCAAAAGGUCCUUGGCAAACGCGCCAUCGAUCAGGUCCUGCCUUAUCUGCUCAAUCUGCUCAGGUCCGACGAGGAUGCAGACAAUGCUCUUUCGGCUCUUCUUACCUUGCUCACCGAGCAGACCAGAUCCAACGCCAUCUUGCCCAACCUUUUGCCCACCCUUCUCACUCCCCCCAUCACUGCGUUCAACGCAAAGGCUCUGGCUUCGCUUGCUCAAGUUGCAAGCUCUGCCAUGACAAGAAGAUUGCCAAACAUCCUCAACGCACUCAUGGACAGCGUGCUCGCAACCAAGGACGAAGAGCUCCGUACCGAUCUCGAGAACUCCUUCGACGCUGUGCUUCUGUCCAUCGACGAGUUCGAUGGCCUUAACACUGCCAUGAGCGCCAUGCUUGCUCUGACGAAACACGAAGACCACCGUAGAAGAGCCCGUGCGGACAUGCAUCUUGCCACGUUCUUCAAGACAAGCGACCUCGAUAUCUCACGCUACCACCCCGAUCUCAUCCGCACUCUGCUCAUCAGCUUCGAUGACAGCGAUGCCGAGGUCGUCAAGGCAGCAUGGUCUGCACUGUCGGCGCUUACCGGACGCCUACGCAAGGAGGAGAUGGAGUCUCUGGUCUUCUCUACCAGACAAACACUCAACCAUGUCGGUGUUGCGGGCCACGCUCUACCUGGUUUCUCGCUGCCCAAGGGUAUCAAUGCUAUCUUGCCUAUCUUCUUGCAAGGUUUGAUGAAUGGUUCUGCCGAACAGCGUACGGCAGCCGCAUUGGCAAUAUCGGAUAUCAUCGACCGUACCAGUGCCGAUUCGCUCAAGCCUUUCGUCACUCAGAUUACCGGUCCAUUGAUUCGUGUUGUGUCUGAGCGUUCGGUCGAGGUCAAGGCUGCUAUUUUGUUCACUCUCAACAACCUGCUCGAGAAGAUUCCCACUUUCCUCAAGCCUUUCUUGCCUCAGUUGCAACGCACAUUUGCCAAAUCGCUUGCCGAUACUUCGAGCGAGAUUCUUCGUAUCAGAGCCGCAAAGGCUCUCGGUACUCUGAUCACCCUCACUCCCCGUAUCGACCCUCUUAUUGCUGAGCUGAUCACUGGUUCGAAGACUGCCGACUCCGGUGUCAGAAAUGCCAUGUUGAAGGCAUUGUAUGACGUGGUUGUCAAGUGCGGAUCCAGCAUGAAUGAGGCUUCUAGAACCGGUAUCUUGAGUUUGAUAGACUCUGACACUGGCGACUCAGACGAAGCUUCUGCCAUCACCAACGCACGCUUGUUGGGUGCUUUGAUCAAGGUUCUCCCAGAGGAUGUUGGUGGUGGUCUCGUCAAGGCACGCGUCCUGACCCCCGACCACACCUACCCCUCCGUCCUUGCUCUCAACUCAAUCUUGGCCGAGGCUCCUGAGUCGCUGACAGGGCCUUUCGCCGAUGUCCUGCCUUCUACCAUCUGUCAAGGUAUCGGCAGCAGCCUGCCUGCCAUUGCAGACAACUGUGUCCUCGCAGCUGGCAAAUACCUUCUCACACCUUCGUCCGACAAAUCGUACGAGCCUGUAAAACAGAUCAUGGAGGCCCUCGCCGCAGCAAUCGCACCCGGCAAGCCCGUCGACACACGCCGCCUGGCCCUAGUCGUUGUCCGCACCAUCUCGCGCGAGCAAAACGAUCUCAUCCGCCCGCACCUCGCCCUUCUGACUCCAGCCGUCUUCGGCAGCGUCCGCGACAUGGUCAUCCCCGUCAAGCUCGCUGCCGAAGCCGCAUUCCUUGCCAUGUUCAGCGUUGUCGAAGAAGAAGACGCAGUGUUUGCCAAAUACAUGGCUGGACCUGGAGCCGAGCUUGCCGCUGGCCCUAAGCGUAGUCUGCAAGAUUACUUCAAGCGCAUUGCCACGAGAUUGGGCGCGCAGGCCAGAGAGCGCAAGGAAGCCGAGGGUGGACAGGGUGGAUUGGGCCUGUCUAGUGAUGAGCAGGAGGACAUGAAGGAGGUGUGGAGUGUUGGUAAGGUGGACAUGGAGAGCGGUGCUUUCAAGGACGAGUAG
This is a messenger RNA of Aureobasidium namibiae CBS 147.97, 8031 nucleotides long. Its product is annotated as ARM repeat-containing protein. Gene Ontology annotation, molecular function: protein kinase regulator activity. Gene Ontology annotation, cellular component: cytosol. The record is from RefSeq and is a predicted model, not a curated record. The transcript has 2 exons. Gene Ontology annotation, biological process: cellular response to amino acid starvation; regulation of translation. Bases 1 to 8031 code for a protein of 2676 amino acids. NCBI's taxonomy places the organism in Eukaryota, Fungi, Ascomycota, Dothideomycetes, Dothideales, Saccotheciaceae.